AUGCCACGUUCUUUUCGUACAGAUGAACUUGAAUUUGACCCAGAGAUCGAGAAGACCGCUCGUAGACUCCGAAAAGAAACCAAACAACACAAGAAAGAGGCUUCUACUUCUUCCAAACCAGCAGCAGACUCUGAGUUAGACGUGUCCACGUCUAACAACUCUAAAGACGAAGUCAUGGCUCAAAAUCUGGAACGAACGAUCAAAGAGAUGACUUCCUUUGACUUAAAUCAACAACCAUUGUACGUUGAAUAUCCUAAUUUAAAUGCUGAUUUUGAACUUAAAUCUGGCCUAAUUCAUUUACUUCCUACUUUUCGUGGCCUUGCAGGUGAAGACCCAUACAAACACCUCAAACAAUUUCAUGUGGUGUGUUCCGGCAUGAGACCUCAAGGAGUCACUGAAGAACAAGUCAAGUUAAGGGCCUUUCCAUUCACAUUGGGCGACAAAGCAAAAGAUUGGUUCUACUCUUUACCUUCGGGAUCUAUUGUUAGUUGGAACGAGCUCAAGAAACUAUUUCUUGAGAACUACUUCCCCGCUUCAAGGACUACAAACAUCCGGAAGAAAAUAAGUGGAAUGUGUCAAUUCUCCAGUGAAAGAUUGUCUGAGGCAAAUAGAAGCUUGGUGGAUGCAUCUAGUGGAGGUGCUUUGUAUGACAAAACUCCUACCGAAGCACGCAAACUAAUCACAACCAUGGCGGCCAAUAAUCAACAAUUCGGUAGUAGAAACGACAGCUCCCCACAAAGGGUAAACGAGGUAAGUACUUCUAUUGAUGAACGUUUAGAUAAACUUACUUUUCUUGUUGAAAACUUUAUAGGGGAAGCAUUCAACAAGUCAAGACUUGUGGGAUAUGUACAUCUUUGGGUCAUUGCACCGACGCUUGUGCUACACUUCAAGAAGAAUCAACCCGAACAUGCUAACGCCGUCGGUGGAAUUUUUGGGCAACAACAAAGGAGACAUGACCCAUUUUCCAAUACCUAUAACCCUGGAUGGAGAGAUCACCCAAAUUUGAGGUAUGACAAUCAACGUCAAAACUUUCAAAGAGUUCCACAACAACAACCACCACCACCACCACCUCAAACCAAUCCCAAUAAUGGUAUGUCCCUAGAGGAUAUCGUGAAGACACUCGCCUUGAACACCCAACAGUUCCAACAAGAAACUCACAAGUUCCAACAAGAAACCCGCUCGAGCAUACAAAAUUUAGAAUCCCAAAUGAGCCAACUAGCCUCCUCCGUCAGCCGCUUGGAGUCUCAAGGUAAGUUUUCCUCCCAAACUAUUAUUAAUCCUAACCAAAACGUUAGUGCUAUUACCUUGUGCAGUGGAAAAGAGCUACAACUCGAAAAUGGCACUAGGCGUGGGUAUGCACAGCAGGACAAAACAGAGGAUGCACUCGAAAUUCUUCCAAAACAAGCUGAAAAAUCCAACCUAGUCAGUGAGGAAAGUCCCAAGGUGUUCAUACCCAAACCUCCCUUUCCGGAGAGAUUUGCCAAGUCCAAAGAGGAGGAAGAGGAGGAAGAGGAGAAGGAUAUACUUGAAACAUUACUCAACGUUGAGCUAAAUAUUCUCUUGCUCGAUGCAAUUAAACAAAUACCUCGCUAUGCAAAGUUUCUCAAGGAGUUGUGCGCCAACAAAUCCAAAUUGAGAGAUAAUGAAAGGGUAAGUAUGGGAGAAAAUGUAUCUGCCAUUUUUCAAAGAAAACUACCUCCUAAAUGCAAUGAUCCAGGGGUCGUUCUUCAACUCGCCGAUCAUUCCGUAGUUUACCCCAAAGGAGUUCUUGAGGAUGUUCUUGUGCAAGUUAAUGAAUUGUCAGUAGGGCAUCUGGUGACUGGUCUGAUGGAGAAAGCUGUGGAAAAACUAGGUAAGACUCUGGUGUUAACAGAAGUGGAAGAAGAUGAGUUGAUUAUUCAACAAGGGGACUAA
Molecule: messenger RNA, 1914 nt
Organism: Sesamum indicum (sesame)
Lineage: Eukaryota; Viridiplantae; Streptophyta; Magnoliopsida; Lamiales; Pedaliaceae
Source: RefSeq, a predicted model, not a curated record